Molecule: messenger RNA, 3363 nt
Organism: Saimiri boliviensis boliviensis (Bolivian squirrel monkey)
Lineage: Eukaryota; Metazoa; Chordata; Mammalia; Primates; Cebidae
Gene: GNAZ
Product: G protein subunit alpha z
Biological process (GO): adenylate cyclase-modulating G protein-coupled receptor signaling pathway
Cellular component (GO): cytoplasm; heterotrimeric G-protein complex
Molecular function (GO): G protein-coupled receptor binding; G-protein beta/gamma-subunit complex binding; GTP binding
Source: RefSeq, a predicted model, not a curated record
GGCGGGCGGCGGGCUGCGGGCGGCGCGGGAGGGCGGGCGGAGGGAGCCAGGCCGGCCGGAGCGUGUGCGCCGCCCGCGGUCCGGUCACGUCCCCGCGUGGGCGCCGCCGCCCGCGUCGUACGGAACGAAGGCGCCGCGGCCCCGCGCUCGCCGCCCCGCCCCGCCCCGCCCCGCCCUGCCCUGAGCAGCCCAGCAGAUGCUCGGUGCCGCGGCCCGGAGGUGAAGGGCUGGAUGCACAGUGGGAGCCAGAGGCGGGGGGCUGCAGGGAGCAUACCAGCGACCCUCCAACCCUCCAGCCAUUCAGCAGCAUCGCCACAGCAACCGGCAACCAGACGGCAGCAGCCGAGGCAGACACAAGCGGACGGCUUCCCACCGUCGGCCGAGGACAGGGAAUGACUACGGCAAAUCAGGCCACUUUGCCGACUAGGGAGGUGGAGUGUCACUAGUGGGGAGGGGCGGCCACCGCCCACUGCACGGAGCGCCAUGCCGGCUGGAGAAGAGGCGCUGGGGCAGGGGCUGCAGUGUGCCUCAGCCUCACCCCCCUGCUGGCACUGAGCACCUCCAGGGCAGCUGGGCUCUCAUCUGCCUGGUCUCAGCAUCCCCUGUGGCAAGAGGGAGAGGCACCCCGUCCUGUGCUCCUUGUCUGGGCCCGCUGCUGCCAGACCAUGGGAUGUCGGCAAAGCUCAGAGGAAAAAGAAGCAGCCCGGCGGUCCCGGAGAAUUGACCGCCACCUGCGCUCGGAGAGCCAGCGGCAGCGCCGCGAGAUCAAGCUGCUCCUGCUGGGCACUAGCAAUUCAGGCAAGAGCACCAUUGUCAAACAGAUGAAGAUCAUCCACAGCGGUGGCUUCAACCUGGAGGCCUGCAAGGAGUACAAGCCGCUCAUCAUCUACAACGCCAUCGACUCGCUGACCCGCAUCAUCCGGGCCCUGGCCGCCCUCAGGAUCGACUUCCACAACCCCGACCGCGCCUACGACGCUGUGCAGCUCUUCGCUCUCACGGGCCCCGCCGAGAGCAAGGGCGAGAUCACCCCCGAGCUGCUGGGCGUCAUGCGGAGGCUCUGGGCAGACCCGGGUGCACAGGCCUGCUUCAGCCGCUCCAGCGAGUACCACCUGGAGGACAACGCGGCCUACUACCUGAACGACCUGGAGCGCAUCGCCGCAGCCGACUACAUCCCCACCGUCGAGGACAUCCUGCGCUCCCGGGACAUGACCACGGGCAUCGUGGAGAACAAGUUCACCUUCAAGGAGCUCACCUUCAAGAUGGUGGACGUAGGUGGGCAGAGGUCAGAGCGCAAAAAGUGGAUCCACUGCUUCGAGGGCGUCACGGCCAUUAUCUUCUGCGUGGAGCUCAGUGGCUAUGACCUGAAACUCUACGAGGAUAACCAGACAAGUCGGAUGGCAGAGAGCCUGCGCCUCUUCGACUCCAUCUGCAACAACAACUGGUUUAUCAACACCUCACUCAUCCUCUUCCUGAACAAGAAGGACCUGCUGGCAGAGAAGAUCCGCCGCAUCCCGCUCACCAUCUGCUUCCCCGAGUACAAGGGCCAGAACACGUACGAGGAGGCCGCCGUCUACAUCCAGCGGCAGUUCGAAGACCUCAACCGCAACAAGGAGACCAAGGAGAUCUACUCCCACUUCACCUGCGCCACCGACACCAGUAACAUCCAGUUCGUCUUUGACGCAGUGACAGACGUCAUCAUACAGAACAAUCUCAAGUACAUUGGCCUUUGCUGAGGAGCCGGGCCCAGGCCCGCCUACCUGUGGUGAAACCCACGGGGUGUCAUGCCCCAACGCGUGCUAGAGAGGCCCAACCCAGGGGCAGAAAACAGGGACCUAAAGAAUGUCCCCCGCCCCUUGGCCUCUGCCUCCUUGGCCCCACAUUUCUGCAAACAUAAAUAUAUAUGGAUAGAUUGCUAGGUAGAUAGACACACACACGUGUGCGCGCACACACACACACACACACACACACACACAUCUGGAGAUGGCAAAAUCCUCUAAAAUGUCAAGGUCUCUUGAAGACUUAGAAGCUGUCACAAGGUCACUAUGAGCUCAUCCUGCCCCUUCACUUUGCCUUCUGGAGUUGGCCCCACUCCACUUGGGGGUCUGCAUUGGAUUGUUGGGGAUAGGCAGCAGGACUGAAGCCAGGUUUGGCCAGGUGCACACCUGUCGCCUGGAGGAGGUCCAGCUCACUGCCCGAGCUCUGGCCUAGGGACCUUGCUGCUGACCAAGAGGGAGGACCAGUGCAGGGUCUGUGCACCUCCCCUGCUGGCCUGCACACAGCUGCUCCGCACCACUUUCAUUCUGGACCCGGGACCUUAGGAGCCAGGUGACAGCACUAACCAGACCUCCAGCCACUCACAACUCUUUUUAAACAGCUUCAAAUAUGCAGCAAAAACCGACACAAUAAAACGAGUGGCACGAUUUAUUUCAAACUAGGCCAGCUGGGAUUCCAGCUUUUCUUCUACUAGUCUGAUGUUUUAUAAAUCAAAACCUGGUUUUCCCUCUCUGACAUUCUUUUUUUUUUUUUUUUUUUUUUUUUUUUUUUUUUUUUUUUUUCUGGCCAAAUCUUGUGGUGUUUCGCAGAAAAAAAUCCAGAAAAUUUCAAACACGGUUGAGUAUUCUUUUUUAAAUGCAGAUUUUCAAAAGAUAUUUUUUUUUUCGGGUGGUCUUUUUUGUGUCUGGCUUGCUGAGUGUAAAAGUUGUUAUCUGGACGAUUCUGUCUCUUUGCUCCAAAGAGGCUUUGGAGUGAGUGGCAGUCCUGCGCCAGCCUCACGGGACACGUGUUGUACAUAAGCCUCUGCAGUGUCCUCUUGUUAAUGGUGCGGUUUUCUGCUUUGUUUUUAUUUAAGAAAAUAAAUGCGAUGUAUUUAAAGAGGGUUCUUUCACCUGGAAGCAAAUGAACAAUAGCUAAGUGUCUUGGUAUUUAAAGAGUAAAUUAUCUGUGGCUUUGCUGAGUGAAGGAAGGGAGCAAGAAGUGGCGCCCCUGGUCCCGGCAUGCCCGCGCCUGAGACUGGCUGGGAACGCUCCGACUCCUGUGAAGGCACAGCCAGCGUUGUGGCCUGAGGGAGGCCCUGCUGGGACCCUAAUCUGGGCCUUCCGGUCCCAGGGCCUGUGGGCAAUCGCCUUGAAAGGACCUUCACCAAGGGCUGCGUGUAAAUGGGAACUCCGCCAUAGAGAGGAGAAGGCCGCCGGAGCCCAUACCAGCUCUCCCUCCCUCUCUCUGUGCAGUAGCUGUGUGUCCAAGGUCAGUGUGCAGAAUCACGGCCAAGGACUUGACGAGAUGUAUGGGGGAAAGAGAAGCUGGUGACUGGAUGAGAGUCAAAGGUUGUCUACUUUAAGAAAAUAAAAUACCCUGAAUGGAGCA